Oryza sativa Japonica Group (Japanese rice) is the source of this 2637-nucleotide messenger RNA. Its product is annotated as protein STRUBBELIG-RECEPTOR FAMILY 7. Gene Ontology annotation, molecular function: protein binding; protein kinase activity; ATP binding. The record is from RefSeq and is a predicted model, not a curated record. Gene Ontology annotation, biological process: protein phosphorylation. NCBI's taxonomy places the organism in Eukaryota, Viridiplantae, Streptophyta, Magnoliopsida, Poales, Poaceae.
GCCAGCUGCUGCUCCGCUACUUCCCACUGCGCGAUUCAAGAACACGGAGGAAGGUUGAAACUCUGAAAGCAGCAGCAGAUACAGGAGGAGAUAAGAUAAGUAAAUUAAUUGGAAGAAAGAAAUCAGUGGGGAGGAGGCUAUAGAAGGGAUCUUUCAUGCGAGGAAAGCGCCUUUCUUUGCGUUUUUAGUGGGGAGAGCGUGUGAGCAUUGGUGUGGGGGGAGAAGAAGAAGAUGGGAAGAGCGGAUGCGCCAUGGCUGCCGCUUCUGCUCCUGUGCUCCUCCUGCUGCUUCUGCAUUUGGCCCCAGAAGCAAAUCUUGGUCGCUGCAGACACCGACCCUAAUGAUGUUACUGUCCUCAAUACGCUCUUCACUAGCCUGAAUUCUCCGGGGCAGCUCAAAGGUUGGCAGGCAAGUGGUGGAGACCCUUGUGGCCAAUCAUGGCAGGGUAUCACGUGCUCAGGAUCAUCAGUUACUGCAAUCAAAUUACCAAGCUUGGGGCUCUCCGGUAAUUUGGCGUACAAUAUGAAUACCAUGGGUUCAUUGAUUGAGAUCGAUAUGAGCCAAAACAACCUUGGUGGUGGCCAACAGAUACAGUACAAUCUUCCCACUAAUAAGCUUGAGAGGCUCAAUCUCGCAGGAAACCAGUUCACUGGAAAUUUACCCUACUCGAUUUUCUCGAUGUCUAAUCUUAAGUAUUUAAAUCUAAAUCAUAACCAAUUGCAAGGAAAUAUAACUGAUGUAUUUUCCAGCCUCUAUAGCUUGACAACACUGGAUCUUUCCUUUAAUUCUCUUGCUGGUGACCUACCACAAGGGUUCACAUCAUUGUCAAGCCUGAAGAAAUUAUAUCUGCAGAACAAUCAAUUUACUGGUUAUAUCAAUGUCCUUGCUAAUCUCCCCCUUGAUGAUCUGAAUGUUGCAAACAAUCAUUUCACUGGCUGGAUUCCUAGUCAACUUAAGAAGAUAAACAAUCUACAAACUGACGGAAAUUCUUGGAGUAAUGGACCAGCACCACCACCUCCACCGUAUUCAGCUCCACCUCCACCAAACCGUCCAAACAGCCCAGGUCAAAACAAUGGUGGUUCAAGUUCUGGUGGAAGCUCUGGGAUAGGUGGUGGAGGUGUAGCAGGCAUUAUCAUAUCAUUGCUGGUAGUUGGAGCAGUCGUUGCAUUCUUUGUGAUAAGAAGAAGAAAACGCAGAGCGGCAUUGGAAGAACAUUUUGAACAGCACCAGCCAUUCACUUCGUUCCCUUCAAACGAAGUUAAAGACAUGAAGCCUAUUGAAGAGUCUACUACAAUAGAUGUAGAGUCUUUGCCAUCCCCUGCUUCAUUUAGUCUGAAGCCACCCCCCAAGAUUGAACGCCACAAGUCUUUCGAUGAUGAUGAUUUAUCAAACAAGCCUGUCUUGAAGAAAACCAAUGUGGCACCUAUAAAGGCAACUGUUUAUUCAGUUGCAGAUCUACAGAUGGCAACAGAAAGCUUUAGCAUGGACAACCUUGUUGGGGAAGGUACUUUUGGACGUGUAUACAGGGCACAGUUUACUGGUGGAAAGGUUCUGGCCGUGAAGAAACUUGAUAGUACCGUGAUGCCAUUCCAUUCAUCUGAUGAUUUUGCUGAACUGGUCUCAGACAUUUCAAAACUGCAUCAUCCGAAUCUCAAUGAGCUUGUGGGCUAUUGCAUGGAACAUGGGCAACACUUGCUUGUUUACGAUUUCCACAGGAAUGGGUCACUCCAUGAUCUACUCCAUCUUUCAGACGAAUACAGCAAGCCACUUAGCUGGAACUCUCGUGUCAAGAUCGCACUAGGCUCUGCCCGUGCACUGGAAUAUCUUCAUGAAAUUUGUUCUCCAUCCAUCAUCCAUAAGAAUUUCAAGUCAUCCAACCUUCUACUGGAUUCAGAAUUCAAUCCACACCUUUCAGAUGCUGGACUUGCAAGCUUUAUUUCUGAUGCAGAAUUCCAGGCAGCGCAACAGAGUGCUGGGUGCACUGCCCCAGAGGUGGACAUGACUGGUCAGUACACACUGAAGAGCGAUGUCUACAGCUUUGGAGUAGUCAUGCUAGAGCUUUUGACGGGACGCAGACCUUUCGAUAGCACUAGACCGAGGUCAGAGCAGUCACUUGUGCGGUGGGCGACUCCACAGCUCCAUGACAUCGAUGCAUUGGACAGAAUGGUCGAUCCUGCGCUGAAGGGUCUGUACCCUGCCAAGUCUCUCUCCCGGUUUGCCGACGUGCUCGCUUUGUGUGUCCAGCCUGAACCAGAAUUCAGGCCACCAAUGUCAGAGGUGGUGCAAGCAUUGGUUCGUCUUGUCCAGAGGGCCAACAUGACGAAGAGAAUGCUCGACGGAGAUACUUCGUCGCGCCGAACAGACGACCAAGAACAAGAUUUCAUAUGACAAAAACUACACCCCUAGCUUUUCCUGUUACAUCUCAAAUUGUAUUUAUUUUGUUCGCCUAUCGCCUAUUGGAGAGAAGAAUGGAAGGAGAAAUAGAAAAGAAAGUCAGUUUCAUCAGUACAUAAUCACAGGUGUUGCUUGAUAUAUUGUAGGACCAGGUGUGCCAUUGUAUCCUGUCUACAGAACAGUAUUCUGAAUUCCUGAUUGUUCAUUAAUGCCAUCAUGGUAGUAGAUUAUUUGGUUAUAUCA